Messenger RNA from Leptinotarsa decemlineata (Colorado potato beetle), 2945 nucleotides. RefSeq lists its product as uncharacterized. Lineage: Eukaryota; Metazoa; Arthropoda; Insecta; Coleoptera; Chrysomelidae. The record is from RefSeq and is a predicted model, not a curated record.
AGUUCGUUUCAUGUGUUGUGUUCACAACACCGACAACCAUAAAUAAAAGUAAUAUGUUGACUACAAACAACAAUACAAGAGCUAAACAUACUAAGGUACACCUUUUGAAGUACUUCGCUGAAUAUAACCUAGACUAAUUUGAAUUUAUUGUUUUCAUGAUAUCACAAUAUUUAUUCAGAACUGGAGUUUCAAGUAUGCAAAGUAAAGAGUGUGAUUUAUGCGAAACAACUUAUACAACACAUUCCAGUUUGAAACUGCAUGUCCAAACAUUUCAUCCAGACAAAGUGGAAGAAUUGUUACCUAAAAAGAUUUAUAAAACAGGAGCUGUAUGUAAUGAAUGUGAUAAAUCUUUUACCAAAUACUGCAGCUUAGAAAGGCACAUAAAAAGAUUUCAUCCAGAUAAAUUGGUUGAAAUGGCACCGAAAAAGACGUUUGAUAAAAGAGAGGUUUGCAAUACAUGCAAAAAAACUUUUACAAAAUAUUCUAGUUUGGAGAGGCAUGUGAAAACGUUUCAUCCAGAUGAAAUUGACAAUUUACCCCCCAAAAAGUUUUGUAGUUACAAAUGUACCGUAUGUUCGAAGGUGUUUUCGAAAAUUAAUAAUUUCAAUUCUCACAAAAGGGUGCACGAGAGGCAGAUUGUCCUCAAUCGUAGACGCAACCGAGUGAAGUGUCCUUUAUGUAAAUACGAAGAUACAUUCAAAUCUAAGCUGAUAAAGCAUUUCCUAGAAAAACAUGAAAUAACCGUCAAACCUGAAACUAGACAGUUCGAUACAUUUGAUGAGUUUCUACUUUGGAAAACGGAGGAAGAAAAAACAGCAAAGUCAUUAUUCAUAAAGAACCGCGCUAGCCAGAAUUCCACAAAUUCCACUAAAAUAGUAUACGAAUGCCACAGGUCUGGAAACUAUACCGCCAAAGGAAAAGGAAAGAGACGUUUGAAGUCCCAAGGUUCAAACAAAAUAAAUGCGUUUUGUCCAGCCAGUAUCGCCGUUACUCAAGAGGCGAAUGACACAGUCCGCGUGGAAUAUAUCUCAACGCAUGUCGGACACGACACGGACUUGGCCCAUUUACUUCUGGACAAUGAAGUGAAGCAAGAACUGGCCAGCAAGCUAGCUGCGAAGAUUCCGUUAUCGGUAAUUCUUGACGAGAUUCGAGAUUCCGUGUCCAAUACAAACUUUGAGAGAAUUCAUCUGCUGACUAGGAAAGAUUUGUAUAAUAUCGAACAUACGUACAAUCUAAACGACACUUCCCUCAGGCAAAAGAAUGAUGAGUCCGUAAGCGAGCAAGAAUGGAUAGAAAAACUGCAGAAUAGUAACUGUAUACUUUUCUACAAACCUCAAGAUUGUGUAUCGGAAGAGUAUUCAUUUUUAAAAGGAGACGACUUUGUUUUGAUUCUCAUGACGGAAGGUCAGAGGGAUAUUCUCAGCAAAUUCGGGAAUGACUGCAUCUGUGUAGAUGGAACGCAUGAAAUGAACAGCUACGGAUUCGAACUGAUAACUUUGAUGGUAGUUGACGAAAUGAGGGAGGGAUUCCCCUGUUCGUUCAUGAUUUCCAAUCGAACAGACGAAGAGGUUAUGGUUUUGUUCUUCUCUUGUAUCGAAGCGAGUAUAGAGUCGAAAAUUUCAACGAAAGUUUUCAUGUCAGACAUACCAGAAUCGUUCUAUAAAGCAUGGGUGAAUGUUAUGGAACCCCCUGAAUACAGGCUUUAUUGCUCUUGGCACGUAGACCGAACAUGGCGAAAAAAUCUUGCAAAGAUUGCUUCCAAGGAAACGCAGCUACCAGGGCUAUCCAGCCAGGAGUUCCAGGAUUAUGUUGCUACUACAGGUGGAGCCCACACUGAAGUGGAUGUAGCGGUCUACCAGCAGUUACACGCAUUACUUCAAGAAGAAGAUAUAGAAGCGUUUCCCAAUAUGUUAGAGACGUUUUUGAACAAUAUGUUCGAAAACAAGGAGACGCUGGAGUUUGGAAACUAUUUUUUAACGUACUACGUCAAUCAAGUCGAAGCUUGGGCUUACUGUUAUCGUCUAAACAGCAACUUUGACGCAAACAUGGACGUAGAACGCAUGCAUCACACUAUGAAGCACAUCUUCCUGAAAAGCAACAGUAGCAAGAAACUAGACAAAACAAUUUUCGCUAUACUGAAGUUUGUACGGGAAAAACUCCUUGAACAAUUGACAACGAUACGUAAAGGUAAACUGAGCAGCAAAUUGAAAGACUUGAGGUUGAGGCACGAUAAAAGCCAAAAACUUGAUCAGAACUCGGUGGCGAAAAUGGAAAAUGGUUGGGAAGUAUCCUCGUCCACGAAGCAAGAAAUGUAUUUCGUCGAGCAGAAGAAGCUCGAAUGUGAUUGUAAAAUUAUUUGCCCGGAAUGUAAUGUAUGUCUGCACCAGUAUUCGUGUACGUGCAUCGAUUCCAGCGUCAGAUGUAACAUGUGCAAGCACAUACAUUUAGUAUGCAGGUACGAAAAACAAUUAUCAGGUGAAAAAGAAGAUGAAACGACAGAAAUCAUAGAAGAACUGGAACUGAAAGAAGGUGAAAAUAUAGUUAUAAUUGAAGAAGCUACAAUGGAAGAUGAAAUCGAAGAUUUGGUUACUUUUGAAGAUGACAAGGAAAAUCAGAGAAGUACAAGCGAUGACGUUGACUUGGAAGAAGAAAAACUACAUUUGUCGAAUUGGAUAUGCGCCGAAAUUGACAGGAUAACUUCAGUGUCACAGUUGAAUGAAGUGAAAUGCUUACUCGAUCCGAUCGAACAUAUACUAGAUCAGCCAUAGUCAUGUCUUGAAUGGAAAGCAUGGAUCGAGAAAAUGAUUUGGCAGUUCUGAUCGUGGGAAGAACCAAAUUGGCAUUGGAUUGAUUCUACUGCCUAGAUUUCUGUACUAUAUUUUGUUGCAUCAGUGCUUGAAUGUUGAGAUAAUGAUAUUGAAAAAAACAGACAUUCUAAACUUGAA